Paraglomus occultum is the source of this 1402-nucleotide messenger RNA. The record is from the annotation of a GenBank genome assembly. NCBI's taxonomy places the organism in Eukaryota, Fungi, Glomeromycota, Glomeromycetes, Paraglomerales, Paraglomeraceae.
AUGAUUCAAGAAAUAAAACGUGUAUACAUUGGUGGAUUAUUCAAGGGUAUCAUUGAGGAGGAUAUCGCUAAUCGAUUACGUCCCUUUGGAUCGAUAAGUAAUGUAGACAUUAUCUAUCAACAGGAGACUGGUGAAAGUCGUGGCUUUGCAUACGUUACAAUAAAGACGACUCCAACUUUGUGGAGAAAAUGCGUCUCGACACUCAACGGUACAAUUUGGAAGGGUAUGAAAUUACGGAUAGAAGUCGCCAAACCCGAUUACAAACAGCGUCUGCAGGAUCAAUGGGAGCAGGAACGUCAACUGGCCGAGUCUCACGUAUCAGGUGCACGUAUGUCGAAGAAGAGAAAACAAGAUACGGUUAUUUUGGCAGAUAAUAUGAGUUUGGUUACUGACAAGAAUGUCAAUGGACGUAAGGGAUGGAAAAAAGUACGAUACGGAAGAGCAGUUGCUGUUAUGCGGCUUCGCAAGGAUGAUGGAACAAAGUUUGUGUUUAACCCGCAGCAUUAUCAAAACAAUCUCAAACGGUUUACUGAACGUGAUUUGGAACUAUUGAAACAGACGCCGUCUGACACAUCGCCGUCGCUAACGCGUGAAGUCGAUGAUAAGCAUGAUGAUGGAUUGAGAUCGAAAUUUAUGGACUAUAAUGACAGCAUGGCAAACUUAGGGUUAUCACAAUCAUCGUCAGUAGUAGACGGAUUAAACCAAUUAACCUUGGGUAAAGAGGUUAAUAAAAAAUAUCAGCAUAUAAUGGCUAAGCAGGAACGGUCCAAUCGACAAAGACUUGAAGCGAUUGAAAAACGUCUGAACAACUACGUAAAAUACACAGACGAAGAAGAAAGUGGAGAUAAAUUGUCCCUGUUUGCAUCAGAUGACGACAGUAACUAUUCCGACCAUAACAGUGGGGAGAAUUGUUUGUUUGGAAAAAUAGACAUAAACCCUGUAUUUGAAGGUGCAUCUGGUCGUAAGAGGCUUCAGUUACAAUCUCAGUUCCAUGGUGAUCGCCGUUUCAAUUUGACUGAAGAUUUCAUGAGCGAUAGUGAUGAAGACGCGCAAAUUGCACGGACAAACGAAACCAGUAAUAAGAAUGACAUAAAUGAAGACGAGGAAUUUGAUGACGAAAUAUCACGGGCACUAAGUGAAGAAAAGGCAAAUCACAUGAAUAUACUCAAAUCAAUGUUUGGUAACGGAAUACUCAACAAAACUACCAGAAAAAAAGCUCCCGAAUGGAAAGAAAUACAAAGAUUUGAUCCUGAGGCACCCAAUGGUGAUUUGGAGAUAGUACAAGACGUUGAAGACUUUUCCACGAAGAAUUUAGCAACGUCUAUGUCUGUGGUACCAAAGGACGUGCGAAUCGAGAUAAAGGCUGAUCUAAAGCGGUUGUUCACGCCAAAUGCAGUGAAAU